GGCUCCGUGUUUCUGCACCUCCUUGCCAAGUUGGAAGCUGCCAAGACCCAGGAGUCGCUUGGUGUCCCCGUGGUGGGUCCGGUUCUGCGCCGCGUGAUGGGACCGAUGUACAUCUUUGCCGCAACGCAUGUUGCGGAGAGGCCCUGGACAAACGCGAGGUCUCGGUCAGUGGCACAGGAGCUGCUGGCGUUGCUGGUUCAGGCUGCAGGCUGCGGGUCGGUGGCCGAGUUCCUUCGGGGCAAGAGUGAAGAUGAGGAAGGAAGAUUCGCAGCAGUGAUGGGGCUCCUGAAACAGGAGUUAACCAAAGACACUUGGAAACGUAACCCUGCCACAAAGCACGUGUUCUCCUGGACACUGCCUCACGUCACCCGGCCCUGGCUUAGCCAUUACCUGGAGCAUGUCCUCCCACCAGCACUGCUCAUCUCGGAUGACUACCAGGAGGAGAAUAAAAUCCUGGGUGUGCGCUGCCUGCAUCACAUCAUUCUCAACGUGCCAGCUGCUGAUCUCUGCCAGUUCAACAGGGCUCAGGUUGUGUAUCACGCCCUUUACAACCAUCUCUAUUCACGAGAGGCCCCUCUCAUCCAGGCAGUGCUGCUGUGCCUGCUGGACUUGCUGCCCAUCCUGGAGAGAGCCCAGCGGCAGCAGCAGCAGGCCCGGCCAACCGCCCACUGCGAUGAGGUGCUGCAGCUGGUUCUGACCCACAUGGAAGCAGAGCAUCGCCUCGCGCUGCGGCGGGUGUACGCUGGGACCCUGCCUGCCUUUGUGCAGAGGCUUGGCAUCCUGAUAGUGCGGCACCUGAAGAGGCUGGAGCGGGUUAUCCUGGGCUAUCUGGAAGUCUGUGAUGGCCCUGAGGAAGAAGCCCGACUGGGAAUACUGGAGACUCUGCGAUGCACCAUAGAGCACGCUUGGCCUAGAAUGCCAUGCAGACUCCCCGUGCUCCUCAAAGCGCUGCUGAAGAUGAUCUGGGACGUACACACGGACCAAGGUUCAACGCCAGAGCCAGUAAAAGCCACCUUGUUCCAAGGGGCCACCGAAUGCCUCAUCCUGCUGGACCGCUGCUCUGAAGGGCAGGUGAAGGUUCUGCUGGAAGGUGUGUACAGCAGCUGUGAGGAGAACCGCGUACGGGAGUGCCUCAGGAAAGUGCGAGAGGACGCGUGAGGCAUGGCUAAUCAACGCUCACCCCGCUUUUUGUACAAUGAAAUUGUUUUAUUUAUUUAA
This is a messenger RNA of Eurypyga helias (sunbittern), 1218 nucleotides long. RefSeq names its product TELO2 interacting protein 2 (gene TTI2). The record is from RefSeq and is a predicted model, not a curated record. The annotation marks the transcript as partial. Gene Ontology annotation, cellular component: nucleoplasm; cytosol; centrosome. The transcript is spliced from 7 exons. Lineage: Eukaryota; Metazoa; Chordata; Aves; Eurypygiformes; Eurypygidae.